Molecule: messenger RNA, 1275 nt
Organism: Chaetura pelagica (chimney swift)
Lineage: Eukaryota; Metazoa; Chordata; Aves; Apodiformes; Apodidae
Gene: HMBS
Product: hydroxymethylbilane synthase
Exons: 12
Coding region: 1-1044 (347 amino acids)
Biological process (GO): heme biosynthetic process
Cellular component (GO): cytoplasm
Molecular function (GO): hydroxymethylbilane synthase activity
Source: RefSeq, a predicted model, not a curated record
AUGAUGUGCUCUUUGUAUUGGGCUUUGCUUUCUGCUUUGUUGCAGCUGGCCCGAAUUCAGACUGACAGCGUAGUUGAGAUGCUCCGUGAGCUAUACCCUGACUUCAGUUUCGAGAUUGUUGCUAUGUCAACCACUGGAGACAAGAUCUUGGAUACAGCACUUUCCAAGAUUGGGGAGAAGAGCCUCUUCACCAAAGAGCUAGAAAAUGCACUUGAAAGAAAUGAAGUUGAUCUCGUGGUUCACUCCUUGAAGGAUCUGCCAACUUCUCUUCCUCCUGGCUUUACCAUCGGUGCUGUCUGCAAAAGGGAAAACCCACUUGAUGCUGUUGUCUUUCAUCCCAAAAACUGUGGGAAAACACUGAGCCUUCUUCCUGAAAAGAGUGUGAUCGGAACCAGUUCACUUCGGAGAGCAGCCCAGCUGAAAAAGAAGUUCCCUCAGUUAGAAUUCAGGGAUAUUAGAGGGAAUUUAAAUACCCGCUUAAAGAAGCUAGAUGAGAAAGAAGACUUCAGUGCCAUCAUCCUGGCUGCUGCUGGGCUGAAGAGAAUGGGCUGGGAGAAUCGCAUUGGUCAGCUCUUAACCCCUGAAGACUGUCUCUAUGCUGUUGGACAGGGUGCCUUAGCAGUGGAAGUUCGUGCCAAAGAUCAAGAGAUACUGAAUAUGGUAUCUGCCCUGCAUGAUGCAGACACUGUGCUCUGCUGCAUUGCUGAGAGGGCCUUUAUGAAACGUUUGGAGGGUGGAUGCAGCGUCCCUGUUGCUGUAAACAGCGUGCUGAAAGAUGGCCAGUUGUAUUUGACAGGUGCAGUCUACAGUUUGGAUGGAUCUGAUAGCCUGAAGGAGACCAUGCAGACCAGUGUUAAUUACCCCCUACAGAGUGAAGAUGGACCAAAUGAUGAUGCGCAGCACGUUGGCAUCACAGCCAAGAAUGUCCCCCGUCAGGCCCAGGAAGCUGCAGAGGGUCUUGGUGUGGAACUAGCUAGUUUACUUCUGAGCAAGGGAGCUAAGCAUAUCCUUAGUGUGGCAAGGCAGCUGAAUGAUGCCCGCUAAACCUGUGGGGGCGUGGUCAGCAUGAUUGCUACAAGUCUAGCAAGUAUUUGCAGCUGCACUAUCAUCUUCCUUUGAAGGAAGGGAUUUAUUUAAAUGUUCACACCAGGCUUAUAUGGCAUUUGGGCACAAAAACUUGAAAUAUUAAGGUAACUAACCUGGGUGCUUUAUGCUGUUCAGGGUUGUCUUCCCUCUGCAUUUCACUAAAUUGUAGUCUCUGUGAAGUUUGUUCAA